Molecule: messenger RNA, 1757 nt
Organism: Drosophila yakuba
Lineage: Eukaryota; Metazoa; Arthropoda; Insecta; Diptera; Drosophilidae
Product: mitochondrial carrier homolog 2
Exons: 1
Coding region: 114-1286 (390 amino acids)
Source: RefSeq, a predicted model, not a curated record
UGGCACUCCAAAAAAGCAGUAUAACUUGAACUGAGACGGCAUUCGGUUAGAUCAUCCGUUCUUUCAACUAAAUUCGAGUUUUUUGAGAGAAAUAGUUAUAAAUCGGGAAAGGUAUGGCCCACAUGGAGUACAAUCGUCGCGAUGCCCAGGCAGAAGGAUUGGAACUUGGUGGUGGUGGCGAUGCGGACAACAGUGCACGGAUGCGACGCACCACCGCACCACCGAUGUCGGCGGUGCAGCCGCUGCUGAUGGAGCCACCACUGCCAGCUGCCCGUGCCAUGAGAUCAUCCAACCAGCAGCAGCAGCAGGCAGUUGCUCGGGAUGCGUUGGCCAGUCCAGAGGAAAGAUGUGUGAGAUCGGAGUUGGUUCCAUGCAGACAAGUGCCAGUCCAUGGACGACCCAAUCAGCUGGUGCGCUUCUGCCUGCGGGUGGGCUACAAUGCGCUGCUGUAUCCGUACGAGAUGGCCAAGGUGCUCAUCCAACUGGGCCAUGAGCCGCUCCAGGCGCGACCCUUUCAACUGCGGCUGUUCCAGCGGCGGCCACGCCUCUUUCUGCCCAGUGUCCAUCGGUAUGUGCAGCACAUCCAGCAAAUGGAUGGCUUCACUGGCAUAUAUCGUGGACUGACCGCUCGCCUGGCCGCCAGCAUAGUGGACUAUUUACUGGGUGACCUACUGCUGGCUGUCCUGCACUUUGCCCCCUACAAGCGAGGACCCAGACAGGGAUUGGGCCUCAAGGAGCUGUGCUGGAAUCUCACGAGGGACAGCGUGCGUCUGGCCACCGCAGUGGCCAUAUCGCAUCCCUUUUACGUGGUCAUGGUGCGUCAGAUAGCCCAGUUCGUUGGUCGCGAACGCGUCUACGAGGGACUCCUUGGCAGCCUGAUGGCGGUGGCCCAACAGCAGGGCUGUGCUGGACUCUUUGCGGGCAUGGUGCCACGCCUACUGGGCGAGUGGAGCGUCCUGGUGGUGACGAGCGCCCUGAGUCACCUUUGCCGUCGUCUCCUGCCGAUGAGCCACACCCAGCAGCAGUACAAUGCCGUCGUCAUCCAGAUGCUGGCCAGCCUGGUGGUGUAUCCAUUGGAGGUCACAUCCGCCUGCAUGGCUGGUGCCGGAGCACCACUGGCCGCCUGUGAGCCGCCAAACAUGCCGCUCUACAACCACUGGGUCGACUGCCUCACGGAUCUCUAUGCCCGCGGUGGCCAAAACCGUGGAGCCGUGCUCUUCUGGCGCUCAGUGCCCAGGAUCCAGUUGCUGCGCCACAAGGAUGCACUCACUGCCAGGACGGGUUAGGUGAAUGUGGAGGAGAAACUGUAAAUAGGUGGGAAAUGAGGAGUUCAGAGAUGAGGAAGAAUCAAGCAAAGUGGAGAGUUCAAGGCGAAGAAUCGAAUGUUGGAGCGGCGAAGAAUAGAUGAUGAUAUGCAAGUAAAUAGAAUGAGUUAUGAAGAAAAGAUACAUGGAAGACACUGAAGGAUGGAAACUACAGGAUAAAAGGAUACUUUUGGAACUACAGGAUAAAGGAUACUUUUGGAUGGUGAAGAAAAUUAAAAGUUAAUCAAAUUAGCAGGGAAGCAUGUGGAGUUGGAAGAAUUGCAAAGAAUUUUGUUUGAAGAACAUUUAGUAUGCAAAGCAUAGUACAGAAGAGUCACGGAACUGGAAGAUUGUGGAUAUGUGGAUAGCGGAAGAAGUAAAGGCGAUCAUAGUGUAAUAAUCAUGGGCUUGAAGUAAUAAUAAAUGUAGUUUUAAGCCGUUGCACGUUUGCAA